Paramecium octaurelia is the source of this 1244-nucleotide messenger RNA. Lineage: Eukaryota; Ciliophora; Oligohymenophorea; Peniculida; Parameciidae. The record is from the annotation of a GenBank genome assembly.
AAAAGGAUAUGAUUGGAAUGCAAUAUCAGAGUUAUUAAUAUUAUAGUUAUGAGAAUCUAAAAGAAUUGUAAGAGAUUAUAAAGGUUGAUGGGAUUGGAAUAAUGGAUAUUGAUGAAGAUGAAUAGAUAAUCGAAUAUUAGAUUGAUCGAUCGAAAUGUGUUAGAUUAAGUGAUCUCAUAUAUAUGAUUGUAAUCUCUAUCAUAAUACAUUAUUAGACUUAAAACUUUCUUAGAUUUCAUUUAGGAUAACUCUUAGACUUAUUCCAAAAAUUAUUAAAGAAAGUCAUGUUAUUUUAAAUUAAUCAUAUUGAGCAUUCAUACUUAGAUACAAAUAGAAUAUGGUUGGUAUUUGAAAAUUAAUCUCCACCUUUAAGCAUUGUUUAUACUACAAUUGAUUAUAAAAUUGCAUUUACAGGAUAUCAAUGUUAAUUCUAUGAAAAAGGAUCAAACAUCAUAUCAGCAGAUUAUUAAAUCUAAAAAAUUAUAAAAGUCAUUUUGAACAAUUUCAAGAAAAAUAAUAUAUUCUUUAAUGAUUCCAAAUAAAAUGAGAUUAAACAACAGAUUUAUGAUCCAAUUAUCUAAGCUUGUGAUAAACAUGAUAUUAAAAAUACUUAAUCAGUAAUAAAUUAUAUUCAAGCUGAUUUUGAAUUUUAAAAAGAAUAAUAAACUAUUUCAUGGGACAUUUAAUUAGAGAAUUCAAAAGUUGAUCUCGUAAGAAAAUAACAUAUAGACCAAAUUUAGUAAUAGUUGAAGGAUUAUAUUUACGCUUUAAAACAAGAGACUUCAUUUACCUUGGAAUUUAUAAUUUUGACUUAGAUAUAAAACAUGGCAGCUCCUCUUGAUAAUCCUAAAUGCAAAUUCAAUAAAGUAGAUAAGAAUAAUGAGUAUUUUAAGAUUGUAAAAUAAAUUUAAGAAGAAAAUUAAAUUAUACAAAAGAAUCACUUACAAAAGGAUAUUUAAUAAGCUGUUGAUAAGGCUUUAAAAAAAAUGUUGGAAUAUUAUAAAUUUGAAUUUUCAUAAGAAGAAAAACAAGAAUUAUAUGAUGGUGUAUUAGAGAGAAUUCUAAAUCUGAAAUUGAUGUAAUAUUUUUAUAAUUCCCCACAUUAUCAUUUAGAAAUAAGUUAGGAGAAUUUGUUAGAACGUGAACUUAGUUUGCAACGUUAAUUUAUUUAAAAAAUAGCGAAUGAAGAAGUUGGAAGACUCAUAUAACUUCAUAUAUUAAUAUUGAUUAAUGAUUUAAUUUGA